ACCCUUGAGACAUGCUUGUUAGCCUGGAAUGUUUCUUACGUAAAACAUGUUUAGAAUUUCAUUGAAGAACUUAUUAAGUGUUGCAAAAUCACAGUCUCCGCUUCAUUUAUCUAGCGUAAGACUGAUAAAUUCUUGUCGCAGCUCUAUUCAUCCGAAUAUACUUUGUGUGAAUCUGAGUGCAAGGUCAAAUGGACAUAAACAAAAUGUAAAAUGUUAUCUCAUUCCGUUCCAGCCUUCAAGGUGUUUGAAUAAAAAAGUUAGUCAAAAUAAGCUAGAUCAAGGUUCAAAGAAGUAUCUGUGGUAUCUAGUUAUAAGCACAUUUAUUGUUGGGACCUGUAUGCUGUCAACCAUUGGAUAUUCAAAGGUGAAGAGAAGACUAAAAGGGAUUGAAAAUGUGACAGAUGAAAAUACCAGGAAAAUGAAACAUUUUUUCCGAUACAAAGGAGUUGUUCUACCACAGUUUACUGAAAACAUUGUACAUAAAUUUGAAAAUUUCGAAGUCCGACCCGAUGAUGUAUGGGUUGUCUCAUUUCCGAGAUCAGGAACAACAUGGACACAAGAGAUUGUAUAUUUGAUAAAUUCAAACAUGGAUAUAGAAAAAGCCAAAACUGUUUCUAUUGACGACAGAUUUCCAUAUUUGGAAUACCUCACACCAGGACUUGAUGCUAUAGCUAAUUUACCAUCACCCAGACUGAUAAAGACACACUUACCAUUGAAAUUGUUACCUAAAGACAUCAACAAAGCUAAGGUGAUAUAUGUAGCCAGAAAUCCAAAAGAUACAGCCGUAUCAUACUAUCACUUCUGUAAGCUGCUCAAGACUUUCUCAGGAGAGUUUGAUUUCUUCCUCAAGUUAUUUGUCAAUCAUAAAGUGGGAUAUGCUCCAUGGUGGCAGCAUGUACUGGAUUUUUGGAAUAUCAAAGAUGAUCCAAAUGUCUUGUUUAUAACUUAUGAAGAUAUGUGUGAGGAUAUGGAAGGCAACAUUAGAAAGAUUGCAGAGUUUUUGGGCAAAAACUUGUCUGACAAAGAUGUCAAAUACAUUGAACAUCAUUGUAGCUUUGAUAACAUGAAGAAUAACGCACAAGUCAACUAUGAAUGGAUGAGGCAUCUAGGUGUCUGGGAUAACAAAGAUAAAGACAAUUCACAUAUAAGAAAAGGAAAGAUUGGUGAAUGGAGGCUUUACUUCAACAAAGAAACAAACUAUCAGAUCAACAGAAUGGUGGCUCAUAAACUGAAUGCUAGUGGACUCACCUUCAAGUAUGAUAAGGAUGGAGCAGAAAUAACUGAUCAGGGAGAUGUUAGUGAGAAACAAACUGCCAAAGAUUCAACUUGACAUGAGGGUCUGCAUAGAUAAAUUGGGGUCAAUCAUUUAGACACGCUGGUCCGGCCAGGAAGAGAUAAAAAUGUCUUAGGUCAAGUGGAAUUUAGAAUAGUCAGACGAAAGGGCCAUUUCCAGCAACUUUUAAAGAAUAAAUUAUUUGUCUAGUUUA
Mytilus californianus (California mussel) is the source of this 1487-nucleotide messenger RNA. RefSeq names its product sulfotransferase 4A1-like. Bases 47 to 1330 code for a protein of 427 amino acids. Gene Ontology annotation, cellular component: cytoplasm. The transcript has 6 exons. Lineage: Eukaryota; Metazoa; Mollusca; Bivalvia; Mytilida; Mytilidae. Gene Ontology annotation, biological process: sulfation. Gene Ontology annotation, molecular function: sulfotransferase activity. The record is from RefSeq and is a predicted model, not a curated record.